UAUAUAUAAAAGCAAAACGAAUGGAGCUCCUUCAAUAUAAUUAUUUACACUCCAUGGAGAUAACAUCUUUUCAAAAUGUUGUUCUAAUCUUCACCAUAUUUCUAACAAUCUACUAUCUCUUCUUUCCUAAAUCCGCCACUAACCAAUUCGGGUUUAAAAAUUACCCAAUACUCGGAACUAUACCCGAAUUCCUCCUAAACCGUCACCGUUUUCUUGAAUGGAGCACCGAUGUCCUCUCUUUGUGUCCAACCAACACCGCGACCUUCAAACGCCCCGGAAAAAUCCAUGGUGUUAUUACUGCCCACCCUGCAAAUAUCGAACAUAUGUUAAAAACCAAUUUUGAUAACUACCCUAAAGGAACCCGGUUUAUUUCCCUCCUUGAAGACUUCCUAGGCCGAGGUAUAUUUAACUCGGAUGGUGAAGGAUGGAAGACGCAGCGCAAAACUGCUAGUUAUGAAUUUAACACACGUUCCCUUAGGAACUUUGUGUUGGAAACAGCUGCGUUGCAGCUAUUUACACGGUUCAUACCUGCUCUCGAAAGAGCAGAGAAUAUGAACCGUGUUAUUGAUUUACAAGAGAUUUUAGAGAAAUAUGCUUUUGAUAAUAUAUGUAAAGUAGCUUUUAAUGUCGACCCUGGUUGUCUAUCUGGAGAUAACAAAACUACCUCUAGUACUAGUAGCGAAUUUAUGUAUGCUUUUGAAGAUGCUGCAACUCUUAGCUCCGGAAGAUUUAUGUAUGUUUUUCCAGGAAUUUAUAAAAUUAAGAAAUUUCUAGAUUUCGGUUCAGAGAACAAGUUGAAACAAUCUAUUGACACGGUUCAUAAGUUUGCUGAUGGUAUCAUAAAGUCACGAAUAGAAGAAAAGGGUAAUGAAGAUACAGAAAAGGAUUUGUUAUCGCGAUUCAUGGGUAAUUCGGACUUUUCACCAGAAUUUCUUCGGGAUAUUGUGAUAAGUUUCAUAUUAGCUGGCCGUGAUACGACUUCAUCGGCUCUUACAUGGUUCUUUUGGCUUUUGGCAUCAUAUCCAAAAGUCGAGCAAAAAAUACUAGACGAACUGAAAACAAUUCGGUCUAGCUCUAGCAAAGGUCUUAAUGAUUUUUACAGUUUUGACGAGCUUAGACAGAUGCAUUACUUGCAAGCCGCGAUAUCUGAGGGAUUACGAUUAUACCCUCCAGUGCCAGUGGACACAAAGGCUUGCUUAAAAGAUGAUAUUUUGCCGGAUGGGACAGUUGUGAAGAAAGGUUGGUUUGUAACUUAUAGUACAUACGCAAUAGGAAGGAUGGAGAGUGUUUGGGGCAAAGAUUGUCGUGUUUUUAGACCCGAACGAUGGUUGGAUUACGAUGAGAGCUCUGUUGGAAAUGUGAGUUAUAGACCUGAAAGCCCGUUUAAGUUUCCGGUGUUUCAUGGUGGACCAAGAAUUUGUUUGGGGAAAGAAAUGGCCUAUACUCAAAUGAAGUUGGUUGCGGCAACGAUCAUCGAGAGGUUUCAUCUCGAGAUGGAAGAGCCGGCCGACGAGAAGAACCCGCCCGGGCAUGUGUUAUCAUUGACAAUGCGGAUGAAAGAUGGGCUGAAGGUUAGAGUUAGGAAAAGAUGAAUGAGGUCAUUUGGAUGAUAUGUUUGGAGUUAAUUUAUAUUGCUUUAUUAAUAAUGUACUAUGACUCUAUGAGUAAACAUUAUACUCGUACUUUACUAGCACCAUGAAUAAAAACUUUAUUAAAAUUUGGUUGAAAAGUA
Messenger RNA from Erigeron canadensis, 1732 nucleotides. RefSeq names its product cytochrome P450 94A1-like. The record is from RefSeq and is a predicted model, not a curated record. The transcript has a single exon. NCBI's taxonomy places the organism in Eukaryota, Viridiplantae, Streptophyta, Magnoliopsida, Asterales, Asteraceae. Gene Ontology annotation, molecular function: oxidoreductase activity, acting on paired donors, with incorporation or reduction of molecular oxygen; monooxygenase activity; heme binding. Bases 21 to 1592 code for a protein of 523 amino acids.